Lotus japonicus is the source of this 1734-nucleotide messenger RNA. RefSeq lists its product as uncharacterized. Bases 1 to 1734 code for a protein of 577 amino acids. The transcript has a single exon. Lineage: Eukaryota; Viridiplantae; Streptophyta; Magnoliopsida; Fabales; Fabaceae. The record is from RefSeq and is a predicted model, not a curated record.
AUGGGUUUGAAAAGUGGGUCUUCAAAAUCCACUUCAUCCAAGACUGAGAAAUCCCUAUCUCAAUCGAGGAAGAAGGCGAGAACACCAGCAAGGAAGUAUUACAAAUCAAAAUCUCAUGGUGUUAGUUCCUCGCAUGUGCUUCUUGAAGAUGUCACCUCUGAUGAAGAAGAAGAACCCUUUCAUGAUGCUCCUGCAAACAUCAAUGAGGAAGAAACCCUCAUGGGUUCCGAUCGUGAUGUUGUGCCCGAUGCUGAGGCAUCUGCCCCUCAGGACACCAAUGUUUCUCAAGAAAACCCAAUUCCAGAAAAUCCUGAUGUUGAGGAUGUGAUUGCUGAAGAGACCGUCUCCACUGAAACUCCUUCAUCCUCCAAGAAGGGUGAUAAAGGGUCUGUAUCCUCUAAGGAAACCCAUUCUGAUGAACCAAUCCAGGUCCUUGUUCAGAACAACUCUGAUGGCGAUGAUUCUGAUGAUGAUGAUGUUCCUUUAUUUGAGACACUUCCAGAAAGUGUUGGUGCACGUUUGAAAAGAAAAAGAAGGACUACUGCAAGUGAAGCCCCUUCUGUUCCUCAGAAGAAGACCAAGCCUUCUCCUACUACCCCUAAGUCUAAGAAGAAGGAUCUGAAAGGGAAAGGCAAAGCAACAGCUGAGAAAAGCAUGAGUGAGAAGAAGAAGAAGGCCCCUGUUAUUGUUUCUGAGUCUGACUCAGAUGUUGAAGCAGAUGUCCCAGACAUCGUGCUUGCUGAAAUGAAGAAAUUUGCUGGAAGGCGCAUCCCCAAGAAUGUUCCUGCUGCCCCUCUUGAUAAUGUCUCCUUCCAUUCUGAAGAAAAUGCUCUCAAGUGGAAGUAUGUUUAUCAAAGGAGACUUGCCACUGAAAGGGAGGUUGGAUCUGAUGUUCUUGAGUGCAAGGAGGUUAUGGCACUCAUUGAGAAGGCUGGCCUGAUUAAAACAGUUCUACAAGUUGGUAGAUGUUUUGAGAGGCUUGUGAAGGAAUUUGUGGUAAAUUUGUCUGUGGAAGUGGGACUUCCUGAGAGUGAUGAAUACAGGAAGGUGUAUGUUAGGGAAAAAUGUGUGAAGUUUUCCCCUGAUGUGAUCAACAAAGCACUUGGAAGAAGUGCUACUGCAGUUACUGAUGAAGAACCAUCAUUGGAUGUGGUUGCCAAGGAACUCACUGCAGGGCAAGUACAGAAAUGGCCUAAGAAGAAGCUGUUGUCCACUUGCAAUCUUAGUGUGAAAUAUGCAAUCCUUAACAGGAUUGGUGCUGUGAAUUGGGUUCCUACCCAACAUACCUCUGCUAUCUCUGCCACUCUUGCCAGGUUAAUUUACAAGAUUGGUACUAUGGUUCCUGUUGAUUUUGGUAAUUUUGUUUUUGAACAGACCUUGAAGCAUGCAGAGACAUGUGCUGUGAAGUUGCCUAUCUAUUUUCCAUCUCUGAUCACAGAGAUCAUUCUGCAACAACACCCCAAGAUAGUCAGGGAUGAUGAGGAGGCUAUGCCCAAAGGUUCUCCUAUCACCUUGGACCAUCGUUUCUUUUAUGGGCCUCAUGUCCCAGACAUUGAUGUGCCAUCCAACAAGACAUUUGCAUCUGUUCCAGUGAGUAAGUCCGGAAGGAGGGCCAUUAUUGAUGAAUUGCAGGCUGUUUCUAAGGCUCUUCAGGAGACUAUCACUGCAAGCACUGCAAGGAAGGUCAAGGUGGAUGAGUUGUUGCUCAAGCUUCAAGAGGAAGAGGACCAAUAG